Molecule: messenger RNA, 7806 nt
Organism: Athene cunicularia (burrowing owl)
Lineage: Eukaryota; Metazoa; Chordata; Aves; Strigiformes; Strigidae
Gene: PLEKHA7
Product: pleckstrin homology domain containing A7
Exons: 20
Coding region: 3218-6319 (1033 amino acids)
Biological process (GO): zonula adherens maintenance; pore complex assembly; cell-cell adhesion mediated by cadherin
Cellular component (GO): zonula adherens; pore complex
Source: RefSeq, a predicted model, not a curated record
UGUGUUUAAAAAAGACCAAGUGCACUUUGUGGAUAUGUUUAUUGUACUUGUUCAAAUGCACUGAACAUGAGAUAGCAGGACAAGCUACAAAGGAACCUUUGUUUAAGAAAAAACAUUUAGUGAGUGUAAUUCAUAAAGCCCUCCUCUUCUAGAGCCUUCUUCUAGGAAGAAGCACAUACUGAAAGAGGAGACCCAAUGUAUUUCUAGGCUUCUGGUUCUCUUGAAUAACUAUUAGUGCGGUCUGGGGAAGGAGAUAAAGUAGCAAUAGUAUCGAGUUGCUUUAGAGUUUAAAAAAAAAAAAAGUGCUUUUAAUUUAAUUGAAAGGGUGUUUGUAACUGUUAAUUGAAUGUAUAUUAGCACUGUUAAUGAGUUUAAUGCUAUCAGUGAUAGGGCGGGGGAAACCCCUGUGUGUAUACAUACACAUGUAGUUACCAAGCAGUGUGUUCUAUAGGCCAGAUCUUAAGUUACCACUGCCAAGUUGUGUCUGUCCUUUCCUGUGGAGUAGAAUUCAUGGUGUGAUCAUGGUUAAACAUUUUCAGAAGCAAAUGCUGACUUCCCCUGUUCCUUUUAGGACAUCAUACUUACAUGAUCUCUACCAAGUCUUUAAUCUGUGUCUUUUCCUGAAAAUCAUCAUGAGCCAGUAACUUGAGACUUUCAACAUAGGGUCAUUACUAAAAAGUUGAUGUAGAAACAGGGAUUUGAUAGCAAAAGGAACUUUAUACUAGAAAUCUAUAUUAAAAAAUGAACAACAUAUAUUUGAUGUAUCAAUUUGUUGUGCUGAUCUUAAGUUCUCUUUAGGUGUUUGAUGAUUGACUGCAGACUUGAUGCUGCAGUUUCAUUUUAUUUAGAACCAACUUCUAAGGCAGCAGGAGGAUUUUCCAAGAUUCCUGUUUCAUGAACCCCAUCCAGCACUGAUGUUCAGUGGUCACAGUCAGCACACAGUGACCAGAGCACGGCCAUACUGGCAUUCCAUCACUCAGCAGCCAUUACCUUUAUCUAAUCUCUUCAGUACUCUUCGAUAUCCAGAGCAUAGAUGGACAUUCUGUCUCAUGACGUAGUGCAGCCAGAAAUAGAAAACACAAGCAGAUUAAACUCAAAAUAAAUAUAAAACUUUUUUGCCUUUAAGUCCUGAAUGAGCGGGAGAAUGUGCCAUGUCACUUUUUACAUUUGGCCUGUCAUUUACUCAGAUUGUUACAGUAGAAGUAUUGGCUCCCAUUUUAAGUGGCUGUUUUAAAUAACUGACUUUUUGAAGUUAGGGAAGCAGUCAAACUGUGAAAAAUUUCAGCAUUUUGGUUUGUAAAACUAAAGGAAGGAAAUCUACUUAGCAAAUACCUGGAUGCUUUUUGCAUAUGAGUUAGAAGGAGGUUUGUAAAAUUCAUGCUCACUAGGAUAUAUAUAAACCCUGUUUACAUGUACAUCAUAGGUGUUCUCAAAAUUCUUUUCCUUUCAUCAUCCCCUGAGGCCCGGCUUUAAGCUUUUGUGUCCCUUUGGGUGUUUAACAAUUACAGGCCUGCAGGACUGCAUACAGUCUGUUUAAAUGCAAUCAGAAACCUCCUUUGAAGUGUAACAGUAUGUAUGUUAAAUUGUUUUGUUUAGAAACUCUGCUUUUAAGUUUUUAUCGUGAUGAAUUUUUCACACUAUUUAUUUGUCCCAAGCAGAGUGCUGUGGCUAGUUGUAAACUGCUGUCAUUAACUUGUGUGACAGCAUUUUAGAACUCAGGAUCCUUGCUGCAUAUUUUGUUUGGUAGCUAACAUCUUAAAGAUAUUUAAUCUAAUUUGUGUAUUUUUUAACACAGUAAUUUUUUUGCUGGCACAAAUAUGAGGGAACGUAAAUCCUAUGUAUGGAUUUUAAUAUGAAAAAGCACAACAUUAAUAUAUAGCUGGAAUUGACUGUACUUUUUAGUAAUAAGAUCUUUUUAAACAUGAAUAGUAUCAAUUUAUGAAGGUUCAUGUCAUCACUGUCUCUUUAGAAGCCUCAUUGUCCUCAAUCAUGAAAACUAUUUUUAAUUGAUCUUAUAUGUGUUAAAAUAUAUGAGAGAAUACUGAAAUUAAACUUAUAUCAAUCUGACAGUAAUAUAAAUUGAGAAACUUGGAAGGCUACCAACAUUUGCUGUAAAGAAAAUGACAAAACUUCACACAAAGACAAUGUAUGCAAGUUUGUGUUUGUAUUUAGGUGCAUAUCUUGCUACCAAAUAAAGUCAAUGAAGGAUGUUCUGAUGUUCUGGUAAGAGGUAGGAAUUAGUGUUGGUGAUACAAAUUGCUCCUUUUUAUUUUGAUACUACCUUUUACAUGUUUUCAGAGAUACAGCCUUUCAGCAUGAGUGCAUUCAGAGCCUAGGAAGCCAGGCCAAAUUAUUACUUCCAGAAGAUGCUACUGCAGCUUGUUUUUAAACAUCUUUUCAUUAUUAACGUUCUAAGAUCUACUAAUGGAAGCAUCUGUUCAUUGUGUAGACCUGCUGGGACCAGGGCAAACUUCUUAAUCUCUUUAUUUGGUCUCAUGGUUUUCCUAAAACUUUUGACAUAGUUUGUUCUUUUAUGUUCUCUGAAUCGUUGUUGCUUCCUUGGGCUCCUGUAUUGCUUACAAAACUUCUCUGGAUCUGGGGAGUUAGGUGAAGAAAUGUCAAGGGCCAUGAAUUUAAGAGGUGCCAGUUUAGAAUUUGGAAGAGGAAAGGUUCUAGAAGUCCUGAAAAAGCUCAGUAUUAUUUGAGAGUAGAAGAUGAAUUAGAUUGUAGUGUGCUGUUGUUGUGUUCAUAGUGAAGGCUCAGAGUAUUAAUAUUUCCAUUUUUGUUUAUAAAUGGUUCACAAAUCUUGAACUUCAGGAGAAGGGAGAAUUUCCUCUGUGUUAUAGCCUAUUGAGAGGGCUAACAAUUUUUUACAAUUUUUAGAAAAUUUUUAGAAAACUGAUCCCCUCCUCACCCCUUUGUCCUAUGAACUGUGGCGGCUUCUCUCCUAGGACUUUUGAAUUAUCGGAGGUGAACAUAACAGCUCUAGGCAUUAGUUACUUUUAGUAUAGUCUUUUGUUAAGUAUUUUCUUUGGAAACAUGAAUUUUUUCAUGAUUUUAACUUGUUUAACUUUUUGUCCUUGUCUUGUCCUAUUGAUAUGCUCUUGGGGUUUACUGUCCAUUUCUCCUUCUGUGCAUUAUGGGAGAGAGACUGCUUUUCUUCUCAAUCUAUCCACAUUAAGGCAUCUGAAUGCAUGAAUAGGCUGUUCAUACAGGUAUGCGGGCAUAUAUUUAUAAUAAGAAUUCUGUUAUUGGCUCUCAGGCAGAGCAUUCAGGGAUGCGGACAUACUACUUCAGUGCAGAUACCCAAGAGGAUAUGAAUGGCUGGAUCCGGGCUAUGAAUCAAGCUGCUCUUAUGCAAACACGCUCUUCACUGAAGAGAGAAACUGAGAAAGUGGAUCAGCAAGCUGUUCCCCAAGUCAAUCAUGUGGAUGCCUGUAAAGAGUGUGUGAGGACAGAGAUUACAGAUACAAAAGAAAGUCAUCAAAAAUCAGCUGAAAUGCUUGGAUAUGAUAAGCGUGAAGAGAUCAGAAGAGAAAAAGAGGAGGAGGAGCGUUAUAUCCACAGAAAAGAAACUCUGGAAACUAAGAAGGGAAAGGCUAAGCAUGCGUUAACAGAAGCUGAUUCAUUAUUUCCAGACUUAACGAAUGCAUCGAGGUCCCAAGUAGCUCAGCCUCAGCCAGCUGAGAAAAAUGGAACACUUCCUAGUUCAUUAAGUAUGAGUGCUGGCCUGGUGGAGCAGAAUGGUACCAGCUCGUAUAAAAGAGGGUUUGUUCCCAGAACAAAUCCAGAUAAACAGGUUCAAAGAAAAAGUAACAUGGCUCAAGUGGAGCACUGGGUGAAAGUCCAAAAAGGAGAUACAAAAAGCCUCACUUCUGAUCAGACUCUUACACGUCAGGGUCCCAAUCUACCUUUUCCUGAAAACUAUCACACUUUGCCAAAGAAUACCAGGCAGCCUUCAGGGAGCUCACCACCACCACCAAACCGCAAUUUGCCAAGUGACUACAAAUAUGCACAAGAUCGUGUUAGCCACUUGAAGAUGUCCCAGGAGGAAAGGAAAGCAAAUAAGGAUGGAACUGUUUGGCAGCUGUAUGAGUGGCAGCAGAGACAGCAAUUUAAACAUGGCAGCCCUACUGCCCCACUUUAUGUAGGUUCUUCAGACUUUAUUGAUCGUGGUAAGUCGAAAAGUUCAUUAGACGUUCCACGGUCAAUAUCUGUUCCACCCUCUCCAUCUGAUAUUCCUCCACCUGGACCUCCAAAAAGCUUUCCCCCAAGGAGACCACAUACUCCUGCAGAGAGGCUUACAGUUAAACCAUCUGACGAGAGACAAACUGUAGAUGUUCCUUUGGCUGGAUCACCCAGGAAGAUACGAAAUCAUGCUGUAAAGAGCUCAACUCACAUCGAUCGACGCUCUAUGCCUGCUAUGGGCUACAUGACGCAUACUGUGAGUGCACCCAGUUUGCAUGGCAAGUCGGCGGAUGACACUUAUAUCCAGUUGAAAAAGGAUUUGGAGUAUUUGGAUCUAAAGGUGACAGGACGUGACACGUUAAAAGAACGAAGUACAAAACCUGUCAAGAUUGCAGAAAGUGAUACUGAUGUCAAGCUAAGCAUUUUCUGUGAGCAGGACAGAAUUCUGCAGGAUUUGGAGGACAAAAUAAGAGCCCUUAAGGAAAAUAAAGACCAGCUGGAGUCUGUUUUAGAGGUUUUACACAGGCAGAUGGAGCAAUACAAAGACCAACCACAACAUGUAGAAAAAAUUUCUUAUCAGCAGAGACUUUUGCAAGAGGAUCUCAUACAUAUUCGGGCUGAAAUAUCCAAAGUUUCAACAGAAAUGGAAAAUGCCUGGAAUGAAUAUCUGAAAUUAGAAAAGGAUGUGAGCCAGCUGAAAAAAGCCUUACAGGAACAGAUGAAUAGUUCAUUGGUAUCUCAGGAGAAAACGCAAAUACAGAAAGACUUGUGGAGAAUUGAAGACGUUACAGCUGGUUUGAGUGCAAAUAAAACGAACUACAAAACCAUAGUAGACUCUAUCAAGAAUCCAGAGAGAAAAAUAGUGCCUUCAUUUUCUCAGUCUCCAGUGCCUUCCUUACCAGCUUCCCUCACAACUGCGGAGGGCAAACUUUCAGUACCACAAAGCCCUCCUCCCAGUCCGGUUAAAUCCCCUCUGGAGGUUAGGCUGUAUCCACAGCCUUAUUUCCAGGCCAGACUGCAGCACCAAGCACAGCAGCUGAAAAAAAUCGAGCCACCUCUUCAGUCGCCCAUUAAGCUCAAGCCAAAGGUUGAAGAUGAAGCACCGCCCAGACCUCCUCUCCCUCAGUUGUACAGUCCUGAUGAUCAGCCACCAGCCGUCCCACCUCUCCCGAGAGAAGCCACUGUCAUCAGACACACAUCAGUGCGGGGCCUGAAACGGCAGUCAGAUGAAAGAAAGAGAGACAGAGAAUUUGGACAGUAUGUGAAUGGAGAUUAUAGGGUGGAACUGCGCUCAUACAUGAGUGAACCAGAACUAGCAACAAUAGGUGGUGACCUCAGCCAACCUUCCAGUGGUUUAAUAAGCUCUGACAGUGGGUACCAGACAUUACCUACCCGUGGUUUAUCUGGAUCAACUUCCAGGUUGCACCAAUCAUCUACCAUUUCAUCAUAUGCAACACUACGAAGGGAUAGGUCCAAGGAGAGACCAAAGAGUGCCUUGGAACGUUUAUACUCUGGAGACCACCAGAGAGGCAAGAUGAGUGCAGAGGAGCAACUAGAACGAAUGAAGCGACAUCAGAAGGCAUUAGUUCGUGAACGCAAGAGAACUCUUAGCCAAGGAGAAAGGCAGUCUGUUUCAUCUCGGUCUUUCAUCAGGCCCAUUUCUGCAGACAUAGGCUCAUGGAAGCGAGAGCAAGAAUUUGAUUUGCAGUUACUUGAGAGGGCAAUUCGUGGAGAAGACAAGGAUGAAAAUGAAUGGUUAAAAGUUCAGCCGGUAGCAGUGACAGAGACAGACCUGGAGCCUCAAGACUAUGAUUUAGACAUCAGCAGAGAGCUAUCAAAACCUGAGAAGGUUGCAAUACCCGAACGCUAUGUUGAACUGGAGCCAGAAGAGCCUCUUUCUACAGAAGAACUGGCAGCAAGGCAGCGUAAAGCAGAAAAGAUCAAGAAUAUUCUUACUAAAUCAAGUAUGCACAAUCUACAGCCUACUGUUGCCCAGGACAAACACAACUCAGUUGAUUUAGAUUCACAGCUGCAAGAGCAGGAGCGCAUCAUUACCAUAUCAUACGCUUUGGCUUCUGAAGCCUCUCAGAGGAGCAAGGAGGUAGCAGCCAAAGCAGUAAGUGAACACUGACAUAAGACUCAAAGCAAAUCCCACCUAGUGAUGCCGCGUGGAAGAAAGAGGAGAUUCAUUACCGGCUUUCUGUGAAGACACUCAUCACCUGAUGACAUGUUCUUCUGGAAAUACCUUCAGAGAAUAAUAGGGGGAUUUUCUAUGAAAAUGAAGAGAAUUGAAAAUCAUUUUAUUUUUACUUCAGUUUAGUUCAGAUUUUUUAUAUGAAUAAAUGGCACUUUUAAUAAACUCUGUAAAAUACUGACAAUGUAUUUUUAGGACAAUAUGGUUUAGAUUUUUUUUUUUUUAAUCAAGGGCUGAAUUCAUUUUGAGAGAAGCUACUUGCAUAGAUCUUAAAAGAUGCUCUUACUUCCCCCUCAGGCUCAGAUGCACAAUGUAAAGUUUCAUGAAAAAAAUGUAAAUUUGAACAAACCUAGAAGCACAUUCAUAGGGUAUGAGUAGAGCUAAUGCAAGAGAGAGGUUUGCCGAAAGGGUGUUUUGGAUUGAGUAUGAUUGUAGAGUUACUCACCCACCCUCUUGCCCAUUAAAUAAUACGCUGAAAGGAACUUUUAGCUUGAAUUUCUAAAUAUCAGUAACCACUGUAUAGCUGAAACUUUCCAUGAAAGCCAUAAUGAAAGCCAGUUUUAACUCCUGUUUCCUUUUUUAAUCCCAUGUGAUUAACUUGCUGGUAUCAGUUCACCGUAAACUAAGUUGCUCUUGACCGUAGUGCUGUCCCCUCAGCAACAGCUAACAAAUCAUACUUUUUUGAAAGUUGAGAUGUGGAAGAAGAAAACUUCUAACUAAAAUAUGUGAACUAAGCAAUAAAAAAAAUAUAAUAGGGUAUGUCAUUUUACUAGUAAAUAUGUAUUUUUCUUUUGAUUUUUUUCCAAUAAACUUUACAAUAUGAUAUAUUGACUAGUAUUUAUCCUGGAGACAGCAAAACUAAUGUGGCACCUGCUAAUUUCAUAUGUGUAUUCACCUGGUGCUUAACUUUGCCAAACUUAGAGAAAUUCAGUGUUUUACUCAUGUAUAGGGCAAAGGGUGAGGUACUUAAAUAAGGAGAAAAUAAGAUUAAAUGAAUUGCUGCAACUACUUUACUUGAAAAAAAACCUGUGUAUGCAUUGAAUACAAGACAUGCAAAAGUGUCCCUUUAUGUAAUUAUUGGCUGAGUUCAGCUCUGGAUGAGAAAUGACUGAGAAAUACUUCCGCAGUAUUUUGUGAAACCACUAACUUGUUCAUUUGCUGUAUUCAAAUAAUAGCUGUAAAAACCCUUGAAAUUGACCUUCAAGUUUCAGACUUUAAGACAAAUCAUAUUAUAUUAACACUAUACUCAGAAAUAUUCUUGAAAGUAUAUAUUUAGCUAAUGCAAUCUAUUUUACCUCAAUACUGCCAGUAUCAACUUAAAAACCUUUUGCCAAAAUAAUGAUUUAUUUUUGCCUUUAUAAAAAGUUUUGAAAGCAUAAAUGAAUAUUUUGCAAGAAAACAUUAAUUUAAAUAAAAUGUAACAG